AUGACAUCAGACUCAUUUCUGGCGGCGCUGAAGCGAUUGUUUGCACGCAGAGGCAAAUGUUCACAUAUAUACUCAGACAAUGGUACCAACUUCGUUGGAGCAUCCAAAAAAUUAGAUAAGGAUUUACAACAGGCUAUUAAAAGCAAUGUGAGUGCAGUUUGUGCAUUGGAAGCAGAAGGUAUAAAAUGGCAUUUCAUUCCACCGGCAGGUCCUCAUUUUGGAGGGUUAUGGGAGUCGGCCGUGAAGUCAAUAAAACACCACUUGAAAAGAGUUGUUGGCGAAAAUAAACUUACUUAUGAGGAGUUAAGCACACUUCUAACCCAAAUUGAGGGCAUACUUAAUUCACGACCGCUUUGUGCAAAUGUUGACGACAAUGAUAUAUUAACUCCAGGUCAUUUUUUAAUUGGGCAUGCUAUCAUUGACUAUCCAGAAGCAGUAGAUAAUACGAACAUAUCUUCAUUAAAUCGUUGGAAGAUAAUUCAAGCAAUGAAGAAACAUUUUUGGAAACGAUGGAAGGAAGAAUAUUUAACGAAUCUUCAGCAGAGGUACAAAUGGAAAAAGGUUCAAGCGAAUGUUAAGGAAGGCCAAGUGGUAAUAGUGAAGAAUGAGGAAACAUAUCCAGGAAGAUGGCCUCUUGGAAAGAUAAUUGAGGUUCAUCCUGGAAAAGAUAAUCUGAGUAGAAGCUUCUAUUUCACAACAAAUUACUCAGAGACAGUUGGGUGCUCAGCUAACUCCCGCGAUACCAACCACGAUAUGCCAAUUAAUAGAUCACCGCCUUCGCAUAGCGGAGGCACAAACCACUCACCCAUAUGCUACCCAACAGCAGAUGGUUGUUCUGAGAAGCCAACCACGAACCAAACAGCAAUGCUAAACAACCAAUCCCAAAGGCAACGCUCAUACUCGGUAAGUGAAACUUCUUGCAAAAAAUCAAGCUGCCAACCGCAAAGUCCAGUAACAUCUUCGAAAAAUAACACAGCAUCAGCGCAACAAAAUAAUGCAGCGCAACAUGCCAAAUAUAUUGCAAAAGAAUAG
Molecule: messenger RNA, 1032 nt
Organism: Teleopsis dalmanni
Lineage: Eukaryota; Metazoa; Arthropoda; Insecta; Diptera; Diopsidae
Exons: 2
Coding region: 1-1032 (343 amino acids)
Biological process (GO): DNA integration
Molecular function (GO): nucleic acid binding
Source: RefSeq, a predicted model, not a curated record